AUGGCAUUGUCGCAGGAACGAAAGCUCCCCUUUGGGAAGAUUGAACCCCAUUCCAUGAAGUACUUCGCCAGCUGCACGCUAGGCGGCAUUGUUGCAUGUGGACCUACCCAUACCCUCGUGACUCCGCUCGACCUUGUAAAAUGCCGUCGCCAGGUCGACCCCAAGAUCUACAGCUCAAACAUGCAGGCAUGGCGCUCGAUAUUCUCGAAAGAAGGACUGCGCGGUGUGUUUUUCGGGUGGUCCCCGACAGCCGUGGGCUAUUCCUUUCAGGGUGCAGGCAAAUACGGGUUAUAUGAGUACUUCAAGUACCUGUAUGGGGAGCGCUUGUUCCCCAAUGUGAACACUACCGUGCUCUACCUGGGUGCGAGCGCGUCAGCUGAAUUCUUUGCUGAUAUUGCGCUGUGUCCAUGGGAGGCUAUAAAGGUUCGCAUGCAGACGACCCUGCCGCCGUAUGCGCACAACUUGCGCGAGGGUUGGAGUAAGAUCGUGACCAAGGAAGGAAUCGCAGGCUUGUAUAAGGGCUUGUAUCCGCUGUGGGCGCGUCAGAUCCCGUACACCAUGACCAAGUUCGCAACGUUUGAAGAGACGGUCUCAAUGAUUUAUCGGACUCUCGGAAAGCCCAAGGAGAGCUACAACAUCCUGCAGCAGACCGGGGUCAGCUUCCUGGGAGGCUACAUUGCGGGUAUCUUCUGUGCUAUUGUCAGCCAUCCUGCUGAUGUCAUGGUUAGCAAGUUGAAUGCGGAUCGUCAAGCUGGUGAAUCUGCCGGGCAUGCUGUAUCCCGAAUCUACAAGAACAUUGGAUUUGCAGGCCUGUGGAACGGUCUUCCAGUCAGAAUUGCCAUGCUGGGAACAUUGACAGGUUUCCAGUGGCUCAUUUACGAUUCCUUCAAGGUGUUCCUUGGUCUUCCCACCACUGGCGGCCACUAG
Messenger RNA from Monascus purpureus, 927 nucleotides. Lineage: Eukaryota; Fungi; Ascomycota; Eurotiomycetes; Eurotiales; Aspergillaceae. The record is from the annotation of a GenBank genome assembly.